CUUCGAUCGUCUCUUUUGCAUGAUUAACAGUUAACAUUGUCGAUUUUGACUAUUUUAUAUAUAUGACGACGAGCAUGGAAAAAUACAAGAAUUUAUCAGAUUUUCUCAAGAGAUUCUACAUUCCUUCGUACGUUCUCUCGCCUGACAAAGCCGAGCCUUUGGUGCAACCUAGUAGUGGUACUCAACCUGAGAGCCCGAUCCUCGUAUUCAUCAACUCCAAAAGCGGAGGUCAACUAGGAGCUGAACUCAUCCUUACCUACCGCACUCUGCUCAACGAUAAGCAGGUUUUUGAUCUAGAGGCAGAGACUCCGGAUAAGGUGCUGCAGAGAAUUUAUCUUAAUCUAGAGAGGCUAAAGGACGAUGGUUUCGCUUGCAAGAUUCGAGACAAGUUGAAAAUAAUCGUUGCAGGGGGAGAUGGAACAGCUGGUUGGCUCCUUGGAGUUGUUUCUGAUCUUAAAUUGUCGAAUCCACCACCAAUUGCUACGGUUCCUUUGGGUACAGGAAACAACCUUCCGUUUGCAUUUGGAUGGGGUAAGAAAAAUCCUGGAACAAAUAGGUGUUCCGUGGAGUCCUUUUUGGAUCAAGUGAUCAACGCAAAAGAGAUGAAGAUAGACAAUUGGCACGUACUUAUGAGGAUGAAGGCACCCGAAAAAGGCUCUUGUAAUCCUAUGCCACCUCUUGAGCUACCACAUGCAUUUCAUAGUGUUUUACCAUCAGAUCAAGAAUAUAUGGAAGGUUACCAAACAUUUCGUGGGGGAUUCUGGAAUUACUUUAGCCUGGGAAUGGAUGCUCAAGUAUCCCAUGCAUUUCAUUCCCAGAGAAGACGUCACCCAGAAAAGUUUAAAAGUCAGCUGGCUAAUCAGAGCACAUAUCUUAAGCUUAGUUGCACUCAAGGAUGGUUUUGUGCCUCUCUUUUUCACCCUUCUUCACUAAACAUAGCUCACCUUGCGAAGGUUCAGAUUUGUAAUAAACUUGGCCAGUGGAAUGAUCUUGUCAUUCCCCAAAGCAUCAGGUCCAUAGUAUGUUUGAAUCUUCCUAGCUUUUCUGGAGGUCUAGAUCCUUGGGGAACACCAAAUCCCAAGAAACAACGUGAUAGAAGCCUAACUCCACCAUUCGUUGACGAUGGACUCAUCGAAAUAGUUGGGUUUAGAAAUGCUUGGCAUGGUCUUGUUCUGUUCACUCCAAAUGGCCAUGGGACACGACUUGCACAGGCAAACCAAAUCAGGUUUGAAUUUAAAAAAGGUGCAGCGAAGCAUGCAUACAUGAGAACGGACGGAGAGCCAUGGAAACAACCACUUCCACUGGAUGAUGAAACUGUGAUGGUAGAGAUCUCACAUCAUGGACAAGUCAACAUGCUUGCAACCCAAAAUUGCUGCUCCAAAAGCAUGAAUGAGUCUUCUUCCACAACCCGGUUUAGUGAUGAUGAAGAUGACUCAUCCAAAGUUCUUUGAUAUUUCUUAUCUUAGAUAUUCAGUUAUAUGUUUGACUCUUAAAACAAUCUUCCUCCUUUUUUUAUGUGGCUUCUGUGUUUAGACUCUAAUUUAAAACUCUAAUCUCGUUGGGAUGUUUUUUGUUCCAGAAUCUACUACAAACAUUUAAAUCAAAUCUCUUUUUUGUGCUCGUAUUUUAACUACUAACGAUCAUCAACCCAGCGCCCAGACGCACCUAGCCUCUGUUUCUUGACCCCUGUUCUUUCUCCUUAUGUUCAGACAUCCAAAUCAUAACAAAAUGACACAGUUAUGCGGCUGUUCUCU
Camelina sativa (false flax) is the source of this 1754-nucleotide messenger RNA. NCBI's taxonomy places the organism in Eukaryota, Viridiplantae, Streptophyta, Magnoliopsida, Brassicales, Brassicaceae. The record is from RefSeq and is a predicted model, not a curated record.